AUGGAUGAUGAAAGCUCCUUUACAUGGUCCGUCGAGAGUUACCCAGGAUCAGUCAACGGCUCAGAUAAAAUUUCCAUCUCUGCUUCCGCUGACCUCUUAGGACCGACCCUUGAGAACCUGGGAAACCUAAUCCGAAUGCCUUAUGGCUGUGGUGAACAAAAUAUGUUGAACUUUGCCCCAAACAUACACGUGAUGCAAUACCUGGUAUCGUCAGGUCAGCUCACUCCCAGCGUCAAGGAUCAGCUUCUGAACUAUAUGAAAACAGGCUACCAGCAAGAGCUACUCUACCAGCACACUGACGGAUCUUUCAGCGCAUUUGGUAAUUCGGACGCCUCAGGAUCCACUUGGCUCACAGCAUUCGUGCUGAAGUUCUUCAGUCAAGCCGAAAGUUACAUUACUGUGGAUGAAGAUCUCCUUUCAUCCAAAACUUGGCUACUGUCGCUUCUAAGUGAGGACGGCUGCUUCCAAUCAGUCGGCUUUGUGAUUCGCUCCGAUAUGCAGGGCGGCGUCGAUGGUUCAGAAGCGUCGCUCGCGCCUCUCACAGCCUACGUCCUCAUAUCUCUUCUGGAAGGGAAUCUAACAGUGGAUCCGCAGGUAAGCAAAUGCCGUCACUUGCAUCACCACAGCCACCACGAGCAACAGCACCUAUAUCAAGGCGACAGCAGCGCUGCUGUUACGCUCAUUUCAGAUGUGUACAACAGUUUGACAUCAGGAAGUCCAGGUUUGUCUCAAGCGCUGACAGUUGAAGCAGCAGCCUACCUCCUUCUGUCCAUGGCUGAAGUGAAAAUCCAGGAUCCUACACUAACCUGGGAGUCCGAUAUUGCCAAGCUUAUAUCAACUUACCACAAUGGACAGGGAGGCUUCGUCUCGACACAGGACACAGUGGUUGCUCUGCAGUCCUUGGCAGCCUUCAGUGAAGCCUUCCCGCCGACAGAAACAGACCUCUUCAUAUCAGUCACUGCUGGAAGUCAGCCGUUUGACAUUGAGAUAAAUUCAGAGAACCGUCUUCUCCUGCAGACCAGCUACGUCACGGACGAUCCACCUUUUGAAGUUACUGUGACACCGUCUGGGAGUGGAUGCGCUCUCGUCACAGUUAAAGUUAGCCAUAAUCGUGCUUCUGGCAACGAUAUAGGACAGGCCACCACGGCCGGCUGA
Macrobrachium nipponense is the source of this 1155-nucleotide messenger RNA. Its product is annotated as CD109 antigen-like. Lineage: Eukaryota; Metazoa; Arthropoda; Malacostraca; Decapoda; Palaemonidae. The transcript is spliced from 9 exons. The coding region runs from base 1 to 1155 and encodes 384 amino acids. The record is from RefSeq and is a predicted model, not a curated record.